GAAUGAUGACGGUCUGACUUCCCAGGGUUCCGAAUCUUCACACACCACGCAGCAGAUUUCCCGAUACGAGCGAUACCACUGGCAGACUCGCGCACCGGAGGCGCCCACCGUUACUCAACAUGACGUCACCGUUGCCACUGCUGCGCUCGUUUUCGACCGAAAACCAGAACCGCGACUGGAGCAAACGGUUUUCGCUUCGCAUCAAGCAGAAAAGCAGCAACGAUGGCAAACUGGACUUUGCCUCGUUGCGCAAGAACAAAUUUGCCCGCCGCUGCUCGUCCUUGCGCCAGCAGCCCACCGAACAGGCCACGGCCAACGUUACGCUGGAGCUCGAGUCAGCGUCGCCGGCCCAGUCCAUGACCAUCCACGAGAACAGCUCGCCCAAGAAGCCGAAAUGGGAGGUCAUCGAGCACUUCAAGUCGAACGUGCGCGGCCAAGAGUCCAUCAGCAGCAGCCUGAUAGCGGCCGGUGUGACGGCGUUCAACCUGGACGACACCAACUCCAACUACUCCGGCACACCAUCGAUACGGAAGAAGAGCUUCCAGAUCUACAGUGGCGCCGCCCAGGACGAACUGGAGCCGCUGAACAACCUGACGAUCAACAACACCGUCGAGGGCGUCUUCGAUACAUCGCGCUGCUGGAACACGAUCAAGUGUUUAUUCAACGGUGUCAUCUGUUCGCACAAGUUCAAAAAUGUCCAGGUGGAGAUGCUGUAUCAGCGGUACUUCCUGCGCAUGAAUCAAAGCAACGCGGUGCACAUCGUGUGGCUUCUGUUAGGAUUAAUAUUUAUCUUAGCGCUAAUACAUCUAGUGUUUACGUUCAUCCUGCAACAGUCGCUGGAGAGCUGCUACGAGCUGCCGCUGGACGGCCUCAACAUUGGUUUUUUGUUCCCGCUGAACGUGACCACUUUGGCGGCGCUCGCGACCGACGACGAUGGCGACGUUGGGAACGGUACCAAGCCCAGCGACGCGGAGCCACCCGAUCCGUCCAGGCCAGGCAGCCCACCGGAGCCCACCAGUGAACAGCGGCAUAUCAACGAACCCAUCGAAGCGCGCAAUUUUCCACCCAACGAACAGGAGGACCCCGGUCCCGGUGCUGCUCAAGCCGCGAGCGACGAGCAACCGAGCGCAACGGUGGACCAAGCCCACCGGUUGCUGAGCCGGGCCCGCCGGACGAAAGGCCCUGACUUCCACCCUCUGCUCUCGGCGGCGUGGCUACGGAACCGCGCCAAACGCUGGACACACCGGGUGCUGCACGAAAAAAACGUCAACGCGCUCACCAAGGAUGACGGGUACAGGACCAACAGUGUCGUCGGUAACGCUACGCCACUUGACGGGGCCAAGGAGCCGGUCGGUUCGAAGAACCAGGAACGGCCCGCCGGUGCGGCUCCCUCGGCGUCUCCAUCGCAACCACCACCAGCAACGCAGCAGCCGCCGCCGGGCAACUUUAGCAGCGACUACUCGGAGGACGGCGAGAUUCCGCUGUGCAAUCGCGACUACUUCACGCUGCUGAAGGACAACAUGACCCAAAUCAUCGUGCUGGGCGUGUGCGCCACCGUCUACGCGCUGCUACUGAUGUGCCUGUACAAGCAGCGCAUCAACGAGAUCUACCUGUUCCAGGUGUCGUACGUCAUCAUGGUGACGCUGCUCGUGCUGGACGUUUGCUUCAGCUUCACCACCUCGGCCAAAAAGUUCACUUCGUCCGGAGGCUGCACGGUCAUUGCGAUCUACAUCACCUACACGAUGCUUCCGAUCCGGCUGCGGGAGGCCGUCGUCGGCGGCAGCCUGCUAUCGAUUUCCCACAUCGUGUUGAUGUUCUGCCUGAACGAGUCCGACGACAUGGAUGUGCUCUACUGCGAUCUGAUUACGUUGGCCUGCACGAAUGCGACCGGCAUCCUGUUGCACUGGCCGAAGGAAAAGUCACAGCGCAAAGCCUUCAUGGAGACGCGCCAGUGUGUGGAGGCACGGCUAAAGAUCCAGCGCGAGAACCAGAAACAGGAGCAGCUGCUGCUGUCCGUGCUACCCCGGCACGUCGCCAUGGAGAUGAAGAACGACAUCGCGGGCCAACCGCGGGAGGCUCAGUUCCACAAGAUCUACAUCCAGCGGCACGAGAACGUCAGCAUUCUGUUCGCGGACAUCUGUGGCUUCACCAGCCUCAGCGAUCAGUGUACGGCCGAGGAGUUGGUCCGGCUGCUGAACGAGCUGUUUGCGCGGUUCGAUCGGCUCGCGCAAGAGCACCACUGUCUGCGCAUCAAGCUGCUGGGCGACUGUUACUACUGCGUGUCGGGGCUGCCGGAGGCGCGCCCGGAUCACGCGAUGUGCGCCGUCGAGAUGGGUCUGGACAUGAUCGACGCCAUCGCCCUGGUCCGCGAGGUGAUGGCAGUCAACGUGAACAUGCGCGUCGGGAUCCACACGGGCCGGGUGCACUGCGGGGUGCUCGGGCUGCGGAAGUGGCAGUUUGACGUGUGGUCCAAUGACGUCACGCUGGCCAACUACAUGGAAAGCGGUGGCGUGCCGGGCCGGGUGCACAUCACGAAGGAGACGCUCAAGUGUCUCGGUGACCAUUACGACGUCGAGGAGGGCCACGGUACCGAUCGGAACAGUUACCUGAAGGACCAUCAGAUCCAGACGUACCUCAUUGUGCCGAAGGAUGCCUCCUAUCGACCGCACACCAUGUCGAAGCAGUCGUCGUCGGUCAACGGGAACAUUUCGAAGGAGCUGCGCAUGAUGGGCCACUGGUCGAAGAUGGGGUUCAACGACAAGACCGAACCGAAGAGCACCGAGGAGGAGGUGAACGAGUAUCUCAUCAAGGCGAUCGACGCCCGCAGCAUCGACCGGCUGCGGCUGGAUCACUGCAAGCGGUUCCACCUGACGUUCAUCAAGAGCGACAUCGAGCGCAAGUACUGCCUCGAGCCGGACCCGAUGCUGAACGUCUACUUCUACUGCAGCCUCAUCAUCUUCUUCGGCAUCAUGUCUAUCCAGGUGCUGGUGUUCUCGAUGGAUCAGUACAGCUACUGGGUGUACGGGGGCCUGACGCUCGUCCUUCUGGUGUGCUGCGUUCCAGUAUUCACCCGCCAAAACAUGAAAGUGUCCACCUUCUUUCGGGCAGUGUCACAAAAAAUUCACGGCCACCGUGAGAUUGCUCAAGUGAUAUCGCUCUGCGUCGUACUUACUGUGAUAUGUUUAUCUUACUACAAACUGACAUUAAUUUUCUACCUUUCGCUUUACGACGAGUAUCCGCUCGUGCGGCCUAGUAAUUGUAAGGAGUCAAAAAUUAUCAAUAUUCUACUACUGCUUACCUUGCUUGCCUUACUGACCUGUGCGGUGCAUCAGUUUAUCAAAAUUCUGUUCAAAAUCCUGCUGCUGAUCGCCAUACUCGUCCUGUACGUGGUAUCGGUGGUCGUCCUGGCGCUCAUCUUCGAGCGCCACUGUGAACCAUGGUUUCUGACGACGGAAAGGUUCCUAAUCGACGUGGCGUUCCUGGUGGUGUUCGUGAUCGGCCAGAUCAUGCACAGCCAGCAGACGGAGAUCACGCGUCGGCUCGACUUUAUCUGGAAGCUGCAGGCGACCGAGGAGAAGGAGGACAUGGAGCACCUGCAGGCCUACAACCGGAAGCUGCUGGCCAACAUUCUGCCGGUGCACGUGGCCGACCACUUUUUGAUGCGCGAGAAAAAUAUUGAGGAGAUCUACCACGAGCAGUGUGAUACGGUGUGUGUGAUGUUCGCUUCGAUACCGAACUUCUCCGAGUUCUACAUCGAGCUAGAGGGCAACAACGAAGGUGUCGAGUGUUUGCGUCUGCUGAACGAGAUCAUCGUCGACUUUGACGAGCUGCUCGCCCUGGAACGGUUCCGGUACGUGGAGAAGAUCAAGACGACCGGCUCGACGUACAUGGCGGCUUCGGGGCUGACGGCGGACAGUUGCGACAAGACCGACUUCCAGCACGUGAUCGCCAUGAUCGACUACGCGCUGGAACUGUUCCAGAAAAUCACGGACGUCAACGAACAUUCCUUCAACAACUUCCGCAUGCGGAUCGGCAUCAACAUUGGGCCCGUGGUGGCCGGUGUGAUCGGAACGCGGAAACCCCAGUACGACAUCUGGGGCAACGCGGUGAACGUGGCCUCGCGAAUGGACUCCACCGGCCUGAUGGAUCACGUCCAGGUGACGGAAGAUGUGUACCAGAUUGUGAAGGACAAGGGCUACAAUCUAACGUGCCGUGGAACGGUGAACGUGAAGGGCAAAGGCACCAUGAUCACCUACUUGAUGCCAGGGCUGGCAAAGGAACAGAAUAACUAGAUUAAGGGUGUUGUGUAACAGCUUCGGUUUCCCCCAAAAGCUCCCCAUCUCACCCAACGGUGUCCCACGUCGUGUUCCGACAUAUCAAUCGCCCAACCCUGCCACGCUGGUCCGCGUUCGAUGUUAGUAAAUGUGCCCGUUAGACCUUUGGAAGUGUGGUCCCCCCGGUUGUCCCUGUCCUCUGUGCUUCCUUGCUUCACCGAGUUGUGUUACUCUCGAAUAGCGUCAACAGCGCGAUCUAUC
Messenger RNA from Anopheles bellator, 4535 nucleotides. RefSeq names its product adenylate cyclase type 6. Gene Ontology annotation, biological process: adenylate cyclase-inhibiting G protein-coupled receptor signaling pathway; intracellular signal transduction; cAMP biosynthetic process. The record is from RefSeq and is a predicted model, not a curated record. NCBI's taxonomy places the organism in Eukaryota, Metazoa, Arthropoda, Insecta, Diptera, Culicidae. Gene Ontology annotation, cellular component: plasma membrane. Gene Ontology annotation, molecular function: adenylate cyclase activity. The transcript is spliced from 19 exons. The coding region runs from base 120 to 4292 and encodes 1390 amino acids.